GGAGGAUAGGGCUGGUUUUAGGGAGGAUAGGUCUGGAUUUAGGGAGGAUAGGGCUGCUUCUGGGGAGGAUAAAUCUGGAUUUAGGGAUGUUAGGGCUGGUUUUAGGGAGGAUAGGUCUGGAUUUAGGGAUGAUAGGGCUGGUUUUAGGGAUGAUAGGUCUGGUUUUAGGGAGGAUAAAUCUGGAUUUGGGGAUGUUAGGGCUGGUUUUGGGGAAGAUAGGGCUGGUUUUGGGGAGAAUAAAUCUCGAUUUAGGGAUGAUAGGUGUGGAUUUAGGGAUGAUAGGGCUGGUUUUGGGGAGGAUAAAUCUGGAUUUAGGGAUGUUAGGGCUGGUUUCAGAGAAGGAGGACACAGGGACUGGAGAAGGACACAGGAUUGGAAAAGGAGGACACAGGGACUGGGAAAAAGACCCAGGACUGGAACAGGAGGACACAGGGACUGGAAAAGGAAGGGCCGGUGAGGGAGCAGGAGCUGCCGGUGCCUCCGCAUUCCAGGGGAGCUGCCGAGGGAAGGAGGGAAGGGCCGGGGAGGGAGCCGGAGCUCAUCCCGGGAGCCGGCGCUGUCUCCGGGCUGACAUCAGCGGGCCCGCCCUGCCCGGCCCAGGGCACCUCCCGCCGCUGGAAUUCCCUCCCCGCCCGCCGCAACUCCCACCCUCCGCUCCGCCGCUCCCUUCCCAAAUCCAUCCCUCGCUUGGUUUGUUUUCCCCUUUUUUUCCCCCCCCCUUUCCGUGCCGUCCCCGGGCAGGAGCCGCAUCCCGGCUCAUGACGAACCCGAGCUCAGCCUUCGCCGGCGGCUCCCUGAGCUCGGCUCGGGGCAUGAGCCGGGGUCGGGCCGCGGGUCCCGACGGGGCGGCGACCCCCGAGGGUCCCCCCCGGACCCCCCUGGGCACGGCCGGGCCGCUCCGAGCCCCCCCCCCGAGCCUGGACGUGGAGCCGGAAUUGCAGGAGCUGCGGCGGCAGGAGAAGGACGAGAUCAAAGCGCUCAACAACCAGUUCGUGACGCUCAUCGAGAAGGUCCGACCUGGGGCACACAGGGCUUGGGGGGGACCAACCUGGAGCUGCCCCGGGGUUUUCCUGGGAUGUAAUUCGGGGCUUUUCCCCUUUUCCAGGUACGAGGAUGAAAUCCGGCUCUGCAGCGGGAUGGAAUUCACCUUCAUGGAGCUCAAAAAGGACCUGGACGUGAGCACCCUGCACCGCACGGAGCUGGAGGUGAAGCUCAAGGGGCUCCAGGAGCUGAUGGAGCUCAAGAAAUCCAUCUACGAGCAGGAGCUGCAGGAGCUGCUGUCGGAGCUGAAGGACAUCUCGGUGGUGCUGGGCCUGGAGAGCUGCUGCCGCCUGGACCUGGCGCGGGUGGUGGAGGACGUGAGGGCCCAGUACGAGAACCUGGCCCGGCACAGCUGGGACGAGGCUGAGGCCCUCUCCAGGAGGAAGGUCUGGGAAUGCUGGGAGGAUAAAACAUCCAAACUGCGCUCGGGAAUCGUGUCCCAGUGGAGCCAAUGCCUGUUCCUGGAGGAGCACAUCCGGGAGGCAGGUGAGCAGGGGGACUCAGCUCUCCGGGAUGCCAAGGCCAAGCUGGCGGGGCUGGAGGAGGCCCUGCAGAGGAGCAAGGAGCGCGUGGCCCAGCUGGUCAAGGAGCACCAGGAGCUCAUGAACAUCAAGCUGGCGCUGGACGUGGAGAUCCUCACCUACAGGAAGCUCAUGGAGGGCGAGGAGAGCAGCCUGGAGCAGCCCAUCCCCGCCGUCAUCAGCGCCGUCCGCUCCCGGCCCAGGCCCCUCUCUGCCAGUGCCCGGUGCCAUUCCCGGCUUUUUGCCGGAGCGGGGCAGGGAAUUCCUGGCUCUUUACCCAACGGAGGCGGCACAAAGACCCUCCAGGGGGCCCAGUGACCCCCCCCGGGGGCCUCCUGGGCUCGGAUUCCACCUGGGAAGCUCCUCACCGGGAACAGGGAAGCACCUGGAAACACCUGGAAACACCUGGAAACACCU
Messenger RNA from Neopelma chrysocephalum (saffron-crested tyrant-manakin), 1979 nucleotides. Its product is annotated as keratin, type II cytoskeletal 80-like. Gene Ontology annotation, biological process: keratinization; intermediate filament organization. Gene Ontology annotation, molecular function: structural constituent of skin epidermis. The transcript has 10 exons. Gene Ontology annotation, cellular component: keratin filament. The record is from RefSeq and is a predicted model, not a curated record. NCBI's taxonomy places the organism in Eukaryota, Metazoa, Chordata, Aves, Passeriformes, Pipridae. The coding region runs from base 87 to 1880 and encodes 597 amino acids.